Molecule: messenger RNA, 2596 nt
Organism: Oryza brachyantha (malo sina)
Lineage: Eukaryota; Viridiplantae; Streptophyta; Magnoliopsida; Poales; Poaceae
Product: nuclear intron maturase 4, mitochondrial
Exons: 2
Coding region: 1-2445 (814 amino acids)
Biological process (GO): mRNA processing
Source: RefSeq, a predicted model, not a curated record
AUGUCCUUCCUCGCAUCCGGCCGCGGCCGCCUCCUCCGGGUGCUCCCCGCAAGGCGACACCGUCCGCCGCCGCGAGGAGGGUACGCGGCGUGCUUCCGGCGGUGCAAGGCGCACUUCUUGCUCGAUGGAGUCGAGGAUGCGGCUGAGAGCCCCGCCGAGCUGGAGCGGCCACCACCGGUGUCUCUGGCGAAAAGCCUGGCCUCCCUCGCCGAGGAGUCGGCCGUCGUCACUCAGAAGCAGAGGAAGCCCCUGUCGCGGAUGGAGCAGAAGAGGCUGGCCGAGCUCCGGAUCAAGAAAAGGGUCAAGGGGCAGUAUCUGAACGGCAAGUUUCAUGAUGUCAUGGCUAACGUGGUGGCCACCACUGAUACUCUGGAGGAUGCUUAUGAAAUUGUGCGGCUCAAUUCAAAUGUCGACCUAGCUUCUGCGAGAGACGACGUUUGCUUUGCUGCAUUGGCGGAGCAGCUCAGGGCUGGUGAGUUUGAUGUCAGAGUGAACGUUUAUUCAGUGGUUUCAAAGAGCCGAGAAGGAGGGCGGCUUGUUCUACCACGGUUGAACUUGAGAGUUAUUCAGGAAGCAGUAAGGGUGGUGCUUGAGGUUGUUUACAGGCCCCAUUUCUCAAAGAUAUCACAUGGAUGUCGGAGUGGCAGAGGGCAUCAGUCAGCUCUGAGGUUCAUAUCCAAUGAAAUUGGGGUUCCAGAUUGGUGCUUUACUAUCCCCAUGUACAAAGAAGUAGAUGUCAAUGUUUUCUCUAAGAUUAUCUGUCUAAUACAGGAAAAGAUCGAUGACUAUCAGUUAGUUACAUUCAUGCAAAAUAUGUUUGAUGCAGAGGUGAUCAACUUGAUAUUUGGAGGGUUUCCUAAAGGGCAUGGACUUCCUCAAGAAGGAGUACUUGCACCUAUCCUAAUGAACAUAUACCUUGGCAGUUUUGACUGUGAGGUGUUUAGGAUUUGCAUGAGGCAUGAAGGCCUUGGUUCGGAGGCAGAAGGUGUUUCAAACAACCAGGAGUCUAAUUUGCGCCACUGGUUUCGAAGUCAAAUUUCAGGCAUGAAGGACAGGGAGGAAAACAGUGAUGCUCAAACAGAUCGUCCACUAAAAACAAAACUUUAUGCUUGUAGAUACAUGGAUGAGGUCUUUGUUGCAAUUGUUGGAUCCAGAGAUACUGCAGAAGAUAUAAAAUCAGAAAUGGUUGCUUAUUUAAGAAAUAUACUAUCCCUGGAAGUUGAUGACAGGUUGUAUCUUAUGCCGGUCAGAAGGAAUUCCCUGGGGUUACAGUUUGCUGGUACUAUGGUAAGAUUUACAAGAAAGGAAAAUGAUGCACUGAAAGCUGUGCAUAAGCUGAAGGAGAAGGUUCGUUUGUUUGCUUCUCAGAAGCAAGAGAUAUGGGAUGCUAUGAAUCUUAGGUUAGGAAAGAAGUGGUUGGCAUAUGGUUUAAGAAGAGUAAAGGAGUCUGAAAUCAAGUCACUUGGUCUUAGUACGCCAUUGAUGGAUCACAUUGUACAGUUCAGAAAAGAGGGUAUGAAGACCGAUCAUUGGUUCAAAACUUUACUGAAGGUAUGGAUGCAGGAUAUCAAUGCUAAAAGUGAAGCUGAUGAGAGUAUGCUCCUGUCAAAAUACAUUGCUGAACCAGCACUUCCACAAGACCUCAAAGAUGCAUUCAACAACUUUCAGAAGCAAGCCAAAGAUUAUAUCUCAUCAGAAACUGCUGCUACUGAAGCAUUGUUGUCCAACUUAAAGGAUAAAGAAUUAGCUAUUACCUGCACUGCUGAUGUUGUCAUUAAGAUCCAUGCUCCUCUUAGAUAUAUCCAAAAGUGCCUUAAUCGCUAUGGUCUAAUAAAUCUUGAAGGUUUCCCUAAGCAUGUUUCAACCCUUGUUUUGCAAGACGAUGAGCUAAUCAUAAGUUGGUUUGCAGGAAUAAUUCAACGUUGGAUGAGAUGGUUCUCUGAGGUUGACAAUUUUAAAGAACUUAAGCUUAUGUUGGUUGAAUGUGUCAGGAAAUCUUGCAUUAGGACAUUAUCGGCAAAAUACCGAAUGUAUGAGAAAAUAACAGAAAAGCGAUUUGAACUUGAUGAUUAUGGUAUUCCAAUGGUCGAGGACUUUGAGGCAAUAAUGGCACCUUUAGAAUCUAAUUCGUUGGUUUGUGCUGAUGAAGCUCUGAUGUAUGGCAUUUCUAGUAGUGGGUUAUUUGUGCUCACCCUCUCAAGAGUUAGAGUUCCUUCUCAGCAAUUUAACUGCUUUGUCAUGGGAUGCCAAUCUGCUUCACCGAGUAUGUAUGUUCUUCAUGUGAAGGAAAGACAGCGGUUUCCAGGAUGGAGGACAGGUUUCUCAUCAUCGAUUCAUGGCAGUUUGGAUGGUAGACGUGUUGGAUUGUGCACUCAACAUGUUAAAGAUUUAUAUCUAGGAAACAUCUCCCUUCAAUCAGUUGACUUUGGUGUGCUGAUUAGAUGACUCUUUAGAAAAUACCUGAAGUUUUUGUAGCUUUUGUACGAAAGCUUUGUACAGAUCUGCAUAAUAGCAUAUUUAAUGUUUGCAAGAGCUAGUAUUUAUGAUCUAAUGGUAAUGCUUCAGAAAUUUUGCAGAUUUAUCUACAUAGUGUGGG